AAAUCUCUUACCAAUCUUCCGAGCAUGACUACUAAAAUGAAGUCCCUUAUAAUUCUUAAUCUUUCUGGCUGUUCAAAUAUCAAGAAGAUUCCAGAAUUUGAGGGGAUUAUGAAAAGCCUAUCAAAACUUUAUUUGGAUUGUACUGCUAUCGAGAAAUUACCCUCAUCAAUUGAGUGCUUGACUGCCCUUACUUCACUAAAUCUAGAAUACUGCAGAAAUCUCGAAUAUCUUCCAAGAAACAUAAUUAGUUUGAGGUCACUUGAAAUACUCAUUCUUUCCGAAUGCUCACAACUUGCCAACCUGCCAGAUAACCUUUGGAAAAUGAAGUGUUUGAAGGAACUUGAUUUGAGUGGAACUGCCAUUAGAGAAAUUCCCUCUUCUGUUCUUGUCUUGAAAGAUUUUGGAUGUCUCAACUUUGGAAAGGUUGUGAGGCCUGAGUUUUCCCUAAAACAACUUAAACUGAGUAGGAUGUCUCAAAUUGAAGAAAUUGGGCUCAAUGGUAUUGGCUGCUUCUCCUCAUUAAAGUAUUUAACACUAAGUGGAAACAGUUUUGCCAACCUACCUGCAAGCAUUAGUCAACUUUCGAAACUGGAAGCUCUUGAUUUGAGCAACUGCAGUAUGCUUCAAUCAUUGUCAGACCUUCCAUCAACCGUGAGAUAUAUAAAUGCUCAACAUUGUUAUUCCCUAGAACCAUCACUAACUAAACCACUAGUACUGUUUGAACCCAGCAUUUUUCCAAACUCCAAGUGGCGUCCAGAUAAUGAGAGUGUAAGCAGUGUGGCAUAUACAAUAUUGAACCGUUACUUACAGGGAAUUCGUCCAAAAGCUGGAAAUGAAACUCCUACCAAAAGGAAAGCAGAUAGAUCUGGAACUGAAUUUCAGAUAAUUAUUCCCAGAAAUGAAAUUCUGCAUUUGUUAACGCAUCAAAACUUAGGCAAAUCAGUGUACAUAAAGCUGUCUCCAAAUUGGUGUAAUAGUAGGUGGAUGGGAUUUGUUCUCUGCCACCAAAUUUCUUAUUCUCCUAAUUCUGUUGAUGAGUUUGAUGUUUCCGGUGAGACAUUUGGUUUUAGAGCUAAUGUGAUAAGCCUUGGUGAUGGGUCUCGCGGUCAUUAUGCCUCUGAAAUUUUCUUUAAGGUGUCAUUUAGUGUGGACCACAUUUGGCUGUUGUAUCUGUCUCGUGAUGAUUGGCUUGCUACUGUUCCGAAUGGUGAUCAAUGCAGUCAGAUUGAGGUUAAAUUUGAGACCUCUAGCCCACACACUCUGGUGCGGAUGUGUGGAGUCCGUUUGGUAUAUGAAGAAGAUGUGGAAUUGAUUAACUCAGAAAUUGCAGAAGAAGCACAAUGUAGUCGUGCUUCUGAAGAAUCAAUAAGAUUCUUCAAUAAUGUCCCAAAAAAAUAA
Molecule: messenger RNA, 1398 nt
Organism: Quercus lobata
Lineage: Eukaryota; Viridiplantae; Streptophyta; Magnoliopsida; Fagales; Fagaceae
Product: disease resistance protein RPP2B-like
Exons: 2
Coding region: 25-1398 (457 amino acids)
Molecular function (GO): protein binding
Source: RefSeq, a predicted model, not a curated record